CUGACACGGCAUUUCUGGUCAAAGAUCACGAACAUGCGGCUGCUUCUCGUUGUCGCGGUAUGGACGGCCGUCAUGGUCGAUGCAGCGGCAAAAAGCACCCCUGACUCGUGGAGACACAUCCCUGCCAUGCUUAGCCAGAGAAUCCAAGCAACAUCCCGAACCGUGUCGGAACACAUUCGCUCCAAAGUCGUCCCAGCGUCGUCCCCGAUUGACGUGUUCGCACAGUCCUCUCUGACAUCUUGCACACUCGAUACCAACCCAACGUGCUCACGACCGAACGAUCUUGCAUACGGCAAUAUUUUGUAUCACAUCGAGCAAAGCUCGGACGCUGCAGCAGAAUCCGCGCUAGCCGCCGCCCUCUCUUACUUUUUCAUGACGCGAACAGAUGUGACCCUCGAAUCCGCCACGAUCCUCCAACUGGACGUGACAAAGGAUGGGAUCCACCCGUGGGAAGUCGUUGCGUACAACUAUAUCAACUCGGACGCGACGUCGUCGUUCCAUCUUCGCGUGAACCAUGGCGUCAACUUUCACCUGACCUUCGUAACGAAAGCGGCCCCGGUCACUCGCCACCGCGCUGUCGUGCAUCUAAAUACCCUAGAGCACUCUUAUGCGGUCCUCGAACACACGUAUGCCCCGCUGCAGGCGCCUGCCACGUCCUCCUUUGCACCGGGAGCACCUGACACGCCAAAGAUUGCAUCGUACAACGUUUGGAAUGUGAAUCCGCCGGAAGCCGUCUACGGUCGGUCCAAUCGGUGGCACAUGUACACCAAGCGGAUGGAUCACUUGGUUUCGAUUUUGCGCGAAGUGAAUGCAGACAUCGUGGGCCUGCAAGAGGUCCGAGUCGACAGCACAUUUGGGCCCGUUGGCCAUCACGCGCAGAUCGAGCAUAUCAUGGAGCGCCUUGGCACAGCGUACCAGUACGUGUACCGUCCGGCGAUGGCGUACACGAACGACCAAAACCCCCUCGAGCAUGUCGAGGAAGGGCCGGCUAUUUUAUCGAAACACCCGAUCGUCGCAUCCGACUACAUCCUUCUAUCUCGUGUGGUGGACGACCCGAACGAUGCGCACCAGCGACUGUGUCUGCAUGCUGUGGUGCGCGACCUUGCGACCGGCAUUCCAAGAUGCUGACGGCGAUGUGUAGAUCGACGUGCCACAGUGGGGCCUCGUCGACGUGUACGCGACGCAUUUGUCUUUGAGCGAGCGGUCCCGAGAGCAAACGAUGGUCCAAGUGUGGGAGUACAUUCAACAAGGCGUAGGGGUGACGCAGGUGCUGUUGGGCGAUCUCAACGCAGAGCCGCAGUCGAAUGGAAUUCAGUUCCUUCAGGGGAAGGCGACCCUCCACGGCCACCGCACCAACCUCGUCGACGCGUGGUUACACGUCCACAAAGACGAGCCGACCCCCAAUUCCAAGCGCCCGUUCGACAUCCAACACGCGUUCACGUUUCCCAGCGACGACCCCGUCAAGCGCAUCGACUUUGUCUUGUCCCGCGGCAAAGGUCGCGCUGUGCGAUGCGAUGUCUUUGGACAAGCGCCGACGUCCGACACGGCAAAUUUUCCCAAGGACAACGGCAUGCUCAGCCAAGAUGGAGACAGCCCCGUGUACGCCUCGGACCACCGUGGCGUCGUAGCGACCUUUGCUGCGUAAGGCAAAUCUGUUGUGGCUCGCGUCGACGUCGCCUUGGACUUUGUUCAAGUGGUAAUCGAUUAUAAUCAGAGAGAAGGGGCGUUCACGCUUGAGCGAUCAUGCAGGUAGGUCUGGCUCAUGGGCUAUUCUGCUGUGGAGGAGGAUUGUCUGGUGAGGCGGGCGGCAACCCGCUGAACGUGCUGUUCAUGUUGCGCCAGCUGACGUUCCAAGCGCUGUCUCUCGCGCUCUUUUCGGGCGGCCUCGCGGAGUUCCUUCUGGGCAAUUUGAUGGGGUGUCUCGCCUCGCAGGGCGAGAUCGAUGUGAUGCAUCACAGAUUGCAUCGUGUCGAGUUCGUGCUGGACGUCUACUUCGGCGUCGGCUUCGAGGACUUCGACGUCUUUGAUAGCCUUGGCGACUGUCGCUGCAGGAGUCCAGGAAGCGUGUGGAGAGGAAGGGCUUGAUGGAAUGUCGGCGUGACUGUGUGCAGAAGAUGGAGAUGCCGGUAGUGACGACAGAUCUGGAAUCCGUUCGUCAGAACUUGCGGUGACCUCUAAACCAGGAGAUGUUGGGUAAAGCACUGGCGCGGAUGUCGAAACGCCGGAAUAGCUGGACGCGGCAAACGUCAUGUCGUUUCGCGACGGCGCUGGAAUCGCAGGAGUGUCUGUGAUCACUGGGGCUGUCGUUGCAUAUGUCGGCGCCGGGUAGUCUACGUGGCAAUGAUACAGCAACUUUGCAGGGCACAUGCGCUACUCACGGAUUGAGCAAGCAUUAAGCGAAGGGUAUUUCGGAACGGAAGCUGGCCCUGACAAGGACGGAGACAGGAAUGGGCACGUUGAGGUGGUUGCGUCCGGUGCAGUAGACUGUUGGAAGGAAGGAUACGAUGAUGGAGGUUUUCCCGUUGGUAGAUCGUGGAGAGACGGGUAUCGUAUCGGUAUAGACGCAUUGAAAGCGCGAGGAGGCGUCAUGGGCCGGUCAAACUCGGCCAUCAAGGCGUCGGCGGCGUCGUCUUCGACUGUCGCCAUGGUGGGCACGAAGUUUG
This is a messenger RNA of Aphanomyces invadans, 2663 nucleotides long. RefSeq lists its product as hypothetical. Gene Ontology annotation, molecular function: catalytic activity. The record is from RefSeq and is a predicted model, not a curated record. Gene Ontology annotation, biological process: GPI anchor biosynthetic process. Gene Ontology annotation, cellular component: endoplasmic reticulum. NCBI's taxonomy places the organism in Eukaryota, Oomycota, Saprolegniomycetes, Saprolegniales, Verrucalvaceae. The coding region runs from base 34 to 1128 and encodes 364 amino acids. The transcript is spliced from 2 exons.